Symbiodinium sp. CCMP2456 is the source of this 1277-nucleotide messenger RNA. NCBI's taxonomy places the organism in Eukaryota, Dinophyceae, Suessiales, Symbiodiniaceae. The record is from the annotation of a GenBank genome assembly.
AUGACAACCCACCUCAAGAGCAAGCUGGACAUGCGUGGUCGACGGCACAUGGAACACUUGCCGGGCGUUGACGCGCAAUCCUUCCGGACUUUGGCCACAUCCACCACCAUGCUGUUCAGGGAUGCGUGGCGAAGAGAUGUUAUACAAUCACUAGCCCAAAUCCAGCAACAAGCGAGAUCCGCCAUUCACUACAACGAGGUCAGGGUGGCUGUGAUCCCGCCUGGCAAUCAAUCCCCCCCUUCCGAGCUGGUGCCGUGGACCCCCCUGGCUGCCCCCCUCCAGCAAAUCCUUCUUCCCAACGGGUCCCCAUGUGAGCUUGGUCGCCUCAUGGAGACAAUGCAUGCGCUGACGCAGUUCAGCCUGGGGGACCACACGGACAUCGGCACUCAGACUCAACUUCUGAGUUUGAUACAGGAUGUGCACCAAGCCCUGACACUACGCACCACAACAGCAACCAGGACGGGUGCUGCCUCUGCGGCUGCGGGUGGGUUUGGCUAUAUGCCAGAAACCAUCCUCAACACCGUCCUCCUUUGCGACAACCUCAAGGAUGUCGGCGCCCUGCGGGAGGCCGUGCAGCAGGGCAUACGCAUCGUACUCAGCCAAGCGCUGUCGGACUGCAUCGACGCUCAGCUUGUGCGGUGGAAGAUCCCAUCCUUUUCUACGAUUUAUCGCCACCGGCUGCUGCUCGACGUUUGCACCAUGAAAUACAGCAGGCUGAAGAUAUUCAAUUCCGACGGGCAGUGGUGCUGCCACAUCCGUGCAGACAGCAGCCCGCAAUUCGGCAAAGACUAUUUUGUGGUGGAAGUUGACCAUGUCAAUAUGUCCUCUGUGGACCAAACCACCACCCUGCCCGGGAUGAAAUCUCUGAUCAAGCGGCGCAUCCUCCCGCUACAGCUGAUCGGCGGUCGGGCAGCUUCAGCCGAACAUAAAUCGUUCCGUCUGACACUAGCCCUGUCAGCGGACACGGCCGACACUUACGUAACACUGGGCCGAACGUACUCCAUGGCUUUCGAUAUGGGCACGGAAGCCAAACUGCUUGUUGCACCCGAGCCCGCGGGAGGCGGAGGAGGGGGGGCGUCAGCAACGGCUCUAGCCCCAGAGCGUGAAACCUUCCAACCCUUGGAUUUAGUGCUCCCCACCAGGGUCCCCACGGGCGAGGACAACACCAUGGACGCGGUGUCCAGGCUCUGCCCAAGGGCCAUGCCACUGGGUGAUGCUGAUCACGCCCUGCAUCACACAAUGCUGGAAAUGCAGCACGCUUUCGGCGACUGGGCCUG